Caenorhabditis angaria is the source of this 719-nucleotide messenger RNA. The record is from the annotation of a GenBank genome assembly. Lineage: Eukaryota; Metazoa; Nematoda; Chromadorea; Rhabditida; Rhabditidae.
AUGACAACAUCACAAGGAAAAAUAGUGUCGGAUAGUUGCGAAAUGCUUGAAGGAAACUUGGAUCGCCCACGAAAAUGUGUCGUUAUUCAUCGACGUAGAAUGGCGGAUGAUUUGGAGAAAAUUGAAUUGAGAUAUGUCGCCUAUAAUCGUGUUGACAAAGGAGAGCAGACAACGGUAGGAGAUAUCAAUUGUUAAUCAAAAAAUUCUAAAUUUUUAGGCUUUUGAUGUGAUGGCUGAUGCUGCAAAAUACAUGAAAGAACAAGCAAAUGAAGUUAAUUACAAAGAAGUUGGCUAUAACUCGUGUACCAGUCAAGCUACAAACCAAGUCACAUUCCCUGAAUCGAAACAACAAAAGAAGCUUCGCCUUUGUCUUCCAGUUCUCAAUGUUUGUCUAGUUGUUUCCUGUUUUCAUUUUCAAAUUUCUGAAUUUUCAGAAUAUUCGUGCUCGCUUUGAAGCUGCUGAAAAUAAUGAAAAAGUAGAUCAUCAUACUCGUCGAACCAAUGCAACACUUCGUGCACUUUGUGAUGAAAUUCUUGAAGAAGCCACGUAUACUUUGCAAAAUGGGACUCCAAUCACUGCCGAUCUCAUGAAGAAAAUCCAAAAUAUUAAUGAUUUGACGAGAAAAGUGUUGGCACAAGAAAAUGAGACAAUUGAUUCGGAGAGAGAUGAUAAAGAAUUGGCGGUUUCUCAAUCGAGCCCAUAUCAUCAACAAAAGUAA